CAGAAUAUACAGUAGUUUGAGUUUCUUCUUUCCCCCUCUCUCUCUAUGAGUAUAUAUAUCAAAGAACGGUGUCUAGUACUUCCAAACCCUAGAGAGGCAUGAGAGCCCACCUUCAACGCCAGACACAAGUCCACCUUCCCUCUCCUCUUGCUUCUCUGUCAUUAAUUUGUUGUAUAACAUGAUAUAUUCCAACAUGAGACGUUGUAUUUGAUCUCUUUGUAUCGCCCGCGCAUCUUGUUUGAGAUAAUUAGAUUUAGUUUAGGUUUUAGGGAUACUGGACAUCAUGGAAAAACCAAUUUCUCUCAUCAAUGGAGGGAUCAGACUGCCUAUCGGGUACCGGUUCCGUCCCACUGACGAAGAGCUCGUCGUUCACUACUUGAAACGCAAGAUCUUCUCUAUCCCAUUGCCGGCUUCAGUCAUUCCCGAGUUUGAUGUUUUCCAGACUGAUCCUUGGGGAUUGCCAGGUGAUUUGAAGGAAAAGAGGUACUUCUUUGGCACUAAAAAGAGGAGUGGUACUGUUCAUGAAAGCAAGUGCAAGAGAGCUGCUGGUUCUGGUUACUGGAAACCUAUUGGCAAAUAUAAGCAGAUAUUAGAUUCCAAGAGCAACCAAACACUUGGGAUAAGGAGAACUUUGAUUUUCUGUGAAAGGAAGCGUUCUUAUGGAACCAAGACAAGAUGGGUCAUGCACGAAUUUCGUCUUCUUGACUCUGAAACAAACCUCGGCUCCACCCAGGUCAUGAUGUCUAAAACGGAGAUUGAAGAUUGGGUUGUCUAUCGUGUAUUUCAAAGAAAGAAAAGACCUGAAAAACAAGCUGGGAUCAUUUCUCGGUCAUCUAACAACGAGAACAGCGAGAGAAUGGAGGCGAUCAUGAUCAGGCCAAAUCUUAUGAAUUACUGCAUGUUGGAAUUAGACAACUCUAGAUCUGAUCACUACUUAGGCCCUCCUCAAGUACCUAAUUCCUCAUCAUGUUCGAGUGAAAUCACUCAUGAGGUCUCCUCUAAUAAUGCGUUAGAUCAGGAAGAAACAAGCUGUUCCCGAAGUAGGAUUUCUUCAUUUUCACACAUAUAUAUUAAUGUACAUGAGAGAGCCUUAAAUUAAAACGUCGUGAGCUAGAGACUUGUCAUAUCAGGUAUUCAUGAAGUUAUACUACUCGAUCGUGUCAUGUUAUGCAACAAAUUAAUUAUAUGCCUUUAACUCAUCAUGUUUCAGCUAGCAAGAAAAUCCUUAAUUA
Messenger RNA from Juglans regia (Persian walnut), 1232 nucleotides. RefSeq names its product NAC domain-containing protein 83-like. The record is from RefSeq and is a predicted model, not a curated record. Lineage: Eukaryota; Viridiplantae; Streptophyta; Magnoliopsida; Fagales; Juglandaceae. Gene Ontology annotation, molecular function: DNA binding. The coding region runs from base 284 to 1099 and encodes 271 amino acids. Gene Ontology annotation, biological process: regulation of DNA-templated transcription. The transcript has 3 exons.